Messenger RNA from Caenorhabditis sp. 36 PRJEB53466, 1120 nucleotides. NCBI's taxonomy places the organism in Eukaryota, Metazoa, Nematoda, Chromadorea, Rhabditida, Rhabditidae. The record is from the annotation of a GenBank genome assembly.
AUGGUCCACUACAAGAUUUCCUAUUUCCCGCUCCGCGGAGCCGGUGAGCUCGCCCGUCAGAUCCUCACCUACGUCGGACAAGAGUUCGAGGAUCACCGCAUUUCGAGGGAGGAGUGGCCGGCCAUCAAGCCAAGUGAGUGGGGGACGAAUUGAGCACAAACUGGGUUAUAGUACUAGAAAGCGAGAAAAUGCUCUCUGUUCAAAAACCCCUCUUUUUGUGAUAGUCUCUUUCCAAUGUUUUGAGCAGCGAAACAAGCAAACAACAAAACAAUUUUCUGUUUUUACCUGACCGGAGAUCACAAUUUAAGCAGAGCGAUAAUAUUUCCCUUUCAAUCGUUCGAAGUUCUCCUCUCCUGUUUUUGUGGCUUUCGGUCGAGUGGUUGAAAUUAAAUUCAGGUCAAGGUUCGCUUGUUUGUGUUGUUUGUGAGGGGCAAUCUAAUGGAAACAAGGCCUUGAAUUUUGAAAUUGAACCACGAAAACAAGACCAGGGAACAAACUACAUUGUUGUUUGAAAGCAAAGAUAAGAGCGACCGUGUUUACAUACAUGCAUGCCCGCCAAAACGUAGAUAUUGAAGACCACGUGGUCCAAAAGAUCAGGCACCAAAGCACACAUGGAAAAUUGAGUCUUUCAGCCACCCCGUUCGGACAGCUGCCUCUCCUGGAAGUGGACGGAAAGGUGCUCGCCCAGUCGCACGCGAUCGCCCGCUACCUCGCCCGUCAAUUCGGAAUCAACGGAAAGACCGCCUGGGAGGAGGCGCAGGUCAACUCGAUUGCCGACCAAUUCAAGGACUACCAGAACGAGGCGCGCCCGUACUUCAUGGCCAAAAUGGGAUUCUCUGAUGGAGACGUCGACGCGCUCUUCAAGGACACGUUCCUGCCGGCGUUCAACAAGAACUUUGGCUUCUUCGCCAACUUCCUCAAGGCGUCCGGAUCCGGAUACCUCGUCGGAGACUCUCUGACUUUCGUCGACCUGCUCAUCGCCCAGCACGUCUCGGAUCUGCUGGCCGCCAACCCGACCAUCUUCGCCGAGCACCCGGAGUUCAAGGCCCACCAGGAGAAGGUCCACUCGAACGCCAACAUCAAGAAGUGGAUCGAGACUCGCCCAGUCACCCCAUUCUAA